This is a messenger RNA of Cottoperca gobio, 6004 nucleotides long. It is a transcript of the gene nufip2, whose product is annotated as nuclear FMR1 interacting protein 2. Gene Ontology annotation, molecular function: RNA binding. NCBI's taxonomy places the organism in Eukaryota, Metazoa, Chordata, Actinopteri, Perciformes, Bovichtidae. Gene Ontology annotation, cellular component: nucleoplasm; cytoplasmic stress granule. The record is from RefSeq and is a predicted model, not a curated record.
UUCACACACGAACCCCACCCCGUUAUAUUUUUUUAAACCUCACUUGUCCGUUAUUUUGGUGUGAAACAUUUGCCGAGAUCUGAAAGCCCUUCGAAAUAUUCCCUGCAUAACUCUGCACAAAAACUAGACACGGAUUUUAGUGGCGGUGACCACCCAAAACAGUGCCAUUUUUAGACGUUUACUGCUGACGUUUACAGAGGCUUCAAAUAGCUUCCGUUUUACACUGGUAGUGAUUGGACUAUCCUGCACUUACCCUGGGAGCUAACAUAUUGGGUGAACAAGUCCGACAUUCUACACUUCAAUGGAGGAACAGCCCAAAGAUCGGGCACAAGAAAGGCAAUAUCACCACCACGGAGAGGACAGACACUCUAUUCAACAUACAACUUGUCCAAAACAUGAUCAGAGCCACUUCCAGCGCCAGCAUCAGGAAACGCAGACGAAGAAAACAGGUUGGGCCAUCCGGAAAAGCAAUAAAAAAGUAAACAUCAGUGAGGAGGAGGCUGAGAGGAAUCCACAUCCGUCUGAUACUGCUCUUAUGUUGCACCCCCCCAACAGCAAUGGUAACAGAUACACAAGUAAUUCAAAUGUGAAGCAGAAGUCAACACAAAAGCUGUACACAACUGUUCCAAAAGUGAGCAGCAAAGGACUGGACCAAAAGAAUAUGGACCUUAAAAAUGACAAGGAAAAGGCUCUGGAUUUGAAUCAUCAUGAGGGCCAACCUUUGGAUAAGAAAGACUCUAUGUUGGUUCAAAAUGGCGUUGUAAACUGUGGCUUAAUUACAAAUGGCUAUUCUAGCAAAGACAAUGAUGGCAGCGGCUCCGAAGGUGGAUAUACUACUCCGAAGAAACGCAAGGCCAGAUGUAACAACGCCAAGAACACUGAUAAUGUGAUAAGAGAAAAGGAGAAAGACAUGCAGCAGGGCAACACUACACAAGAGCACGGGGCUUUUAAUCUUGAGACAACUGAGAAGGGAGUGACUUCUAGACUUGAUGGCUUUAGAGCCGCUCAUAAAGUAGAAGCUCAGUCAGCAGCUAAACGAGCUGCUGCGUCAGAGGCUUCAAUGGGUGAAUCUCAGAGGAAAAACUCUGAUGGCAAAACAGUUGGCACUUUCGGUAAAAAGACUGAUGAAAGGCACAAAGCCAAGCUUUCCUCACCUUCAAAAGAGGACUCGUGGACUUUGUUCAAGCCCCCUCCAGUAUUUCCUGUGGACAAUAGCAGUGCAAAAAUUGUACCCAAGAUCAGUUAUGCAAGUAAAGUAAAAGAGAACCUCAACAAAGUAGCUCAAGGUGGAGGAGAGGCACUGCCUCCUCCUGUUAGACUGUCACAGGUCCCUAUGUCUGCUAUGAAAACUAUCACCUCAGCUAGCUUUACUAAUGGCCCUGUUUCUGGAAACGGAAACAGCUGCCCAUCAGUGGGUACCUUCUUUGCUCCUGCUGCUAGUAGUAUUCCACCAGCCCCAUCUAUCCCAAGUGGCGAGAAUGUAGCAUCUCCUUUGGAAAGUAACUGUAGCUCUACACCCAGUCCUGUAGAUGGAGAAGCAUACGAGCUUAGAAAGUGUACUCUUUUAAUUUACCCUUUAAAUAUGCAACCUGUGCUCCCUAGUGCUCGUCACCUCGACCCACCGGCUGCUCAGACAAAUCAGAAAGCCCUGGGAGAUAUCUUCCAGAAUCAGUGGGGGCUUUCCUUCAUCAAUGAGCCCAACUUGGGGCCAGUAGGAGGAGGUGGCCAGGUGCCUGCAGAGGACAAGACUACUGUGGUCACACCUCAAAGCGAGUGUCAGGCUGUUGCAGCCAAGACUGCCCAGCCCUGCUUUGACGUUAGCCCAUCUUUCUUAGAGCCUGGCACUUUUGCUCAAGACCCUGAGAAAAGGACUUGUGCCCCUUGCAAUGUGUCUAAUGCUUGUUUUCCUGCGUGUGUGAUGAGGGAGGAGGAUAUCAAGCUGCAGCCAUGUAGCCAGGAAAAGACAAAAGUAGAGGCCAAGGGUGCAGGUUCUGCUGCGUCAGCCCCCAGUAAAGACAACGGUGCUAAGCCUGCUCAGGGCCAGCUAGCCACUGUGUUGUUUGGCUCAUCUAAACAACAGGCCCACUCUAAAGACACUGGCAGAAGGUGCAGCUCGGGGUCCUUUGAUAUUAAAGCUGCUGUCACUUAUCACACUAAAGAAAUGGAAUUCAUUUUCAGCUUGCAAAAACAAGAUCCAAAAAGAGUAGUGGUUUAUGAUGAGACCAAGGAUGGACCUGAUCAAUGAGGUAGAUGCUCUACAGUACUUACCUUCUUCUCUUCUGGGUGCUGCGAUUAUCUACCUUGGGAGUCCUCAAUCCUGUUGGACAGAUAAAGUGACAACUGUGAAAACAUUGAUAGUUUAGCAUGACAGAUUUUCCUUGGAAUCUCCGGUGGAAUAACGGACUUCUUUAGGGGCAUCAGACAAACACACACACUCUGGAGGGACGUUAGAGAAGUUGAUCGGUGCCUCUCCAACACGAUAAAUGAGACUUUGGAGCUGUGAUGGUUGUUUGUCUCAUGGCUCUUAAAGGAUGAUGUUCGGGAGUUCAACAAAGGAAGGUGUCAUGGAUUGCACCUCCCUAAGCCUUUAUCCUGUUGAACUGCGGCAGCCGUCAGUCUGACUAUGGGAUGCCUCAGUCAUUUUCUUUCUUCACGCAUUCAAAUGAGUUCAUUGUAGAUAUGUUAGACGUUAUACAUACACAUCUGUGUGCAAACUUGAAUUCAUCGUGGAAGAAAAGGAGAACACACUUUUCAAAGAAUGCCUUUAAGUUUUGGAGUUCAGACCUUUGGAGUUAAACAGUAAGUUAAGUGGAAGCUCAUAGGUGAGGCCCCAUCCAGGAAGGGAGAACCUUGUCUUAAGUCCUUUUUUUAGAAAAAUCAGCCCAGAAAUUUUAAACGAUUGUUUUUUUUUCUUUUCUACUGUUUUGUCGCCAUAACAUUAAUGUGUUAUCUGCCCUGCAGUAUGCCCAAGAGCACAGGUACAAAAGUGCCCAAUUUGAAGGAAAGCGACGCCCCUUCAUAUUUUUGUUUAUUACAGCUAGAGAUUUUAUAAUCAGGUCUCCGUUAAAGGCAAAAUCUUUUCAUUUUAAAGCUUUUCGUACAUUUCAUGCAGAUUGAUAUGAAGUCAGUGCAGACUAUUCUUAAAUUCAGAUUCAUGUAUGUGACAAAAUGUUAAGCAAGAGGCAUUGCUCCCAAUAAGGUCUUCUGCGUUUUGGGCUAUUUGUUCAGCAGCAAGACUCAGGAUGUCCAUGCAGAUUAUUUUGCCUGCAUUUCCUUCUAUGUAAAAACUGUUCAAUUCCUCUUGUCAAAGGAACAUGUGUUGCAUUUUACGACUGAUUUUUGUUUUUGGUCGUACUUUUCUGUCUUAUGGCAUUGUAUUUCCUGCAUGUUUACUGGUGGAAAUGAAUGACUGUUCAUCGCCAUGCAAAGAUAACAGUAACACAACAAUUGCAAUACUAAUCUAGGUUCCCCCCCCGACUAGCCACUUUCUCAAACAGUGUUCAAAUGUGAAGAUGAGUUGUACUGUUCUGUUCUGUUUUUGUUGUUUAACAUUUUACAUUUGCAAACCAGUGUGCAAUAACACCAUGUGAUCCAUACAAUGUGUGAAAUGGGUUAUAUGGAGCUACGAAAUCAUCACCCAAGAUGCUGGUGUGGUUUGUUCUAAAAUGUUUAAGGUGCGUUUUCAGUUUGUUGCACAAAUCCUUAAGUGAUUUUUGCUAAAGAGCUCACGUUGAAAGAUCUAAUUAAGUCUAGGGAGCCCAAAUUUGCUAACUGCUAACUGGCCAGCUGUGACAUCACUUUCAUCACCAUCUCCAAAUCAGGAUUGGUUUAUUCAACAUAACGAAGGAACUGUCCGGGUUUCUUUUCUCUAGAAGAUAUGAUUUGGUUAAUGUGUGGAUUAAUAGCACUUUAUGUAAACUAAUUGCUUUUAUCUUUGAAUUACUAGAGAUCUAUAUGUACUGACGAGAAAUACUCCUUGAAAGAAUGGCUCUGGGCUGUUACUUUUCAGAAAAAACAAACAGAAUUAUUAAAUGUAACUCAGGUAGUGUUGAUAAAGCCAUGACUAUGUUAAAUAUUGUUUUUUGCCAAAUGGCCCCUGUCAUGUAAUGUUCUCAAAUUGGAAAUGUUGAAUUGGAGUCCUAUUAUAUAGAGUCUCAUAUGAUGUGUGACAAAACACCAAAUACUUUUGAGGAAAACUGUUGUGGCAUGCAAGGUGCUGUCAUUGUCAUUUGGGGCUCUAAAAAUACAAGUUUUCCUGUUUUAUUUCCCCUUUAAAAAAAAAAAAAAAAAAAAAAAAGCACAUUGCUCCAUGCGCUGUUUUCUAUGUAUACUAGACUGUAAACUUGCAAUCUUUGAUGGUUCAUUUUCUCCCUUGUGUGUUCAUAGUGAAGCACCUCUUGAUUUAUUAUUGCUGAACAUCAGUCGUGUUUCUACGUGUAGCUACAAUCUGGGUAUGAGCUUUCAAGUACACUUCUUUUCCACUGUGUCCUGAUUAGGCAGCGCUGCAGCUUGUACUCGUAUGCAGAGAGGAAAGUCGUCACCGCAGCCAGUUGUCUUGACAUUUAACUUCCAUGUCUAAUCUCAGUCGGCUCUCUGGUAUUUAAAACAAUUUGUUUUUUUGGCUUCCAGUGUACGGUGUGUGUGAUGGAUGAGCGCAUCAUCAGAUGCUGCCCUCUGAAUAAGAACAAUUGUGUUGGAUCCGGUGUAUGCGGAAGCAAGGGCAUGUUAAGGAGAUGUUGCCCAUUAGCAUUUAGACUUGUGUGUUUUUUUUUUUGUUUUUUUUUCUGUGCUUGUGGAAAUUAACUUUCAAUCCGGCAAAAUGUUACUCAAAACUCGCAAUUUAAUUUCUUCUGAUUGUCCAUAAUCCAUCGACAAAGUGACAUCAGGUUCCGAUAUGGUAGAUGCCAAAUUGUUCAGGCUGAAAGCAUUAUUCUCCACGGACAGUGAUGCAUCUAUAGGCUUCUAAAUGUAAAACAGGGUGAUCAAAAUGAGUAGUCUGUAAUGUUACUGUAGUCUUACGACCUUCUUCAAAAAAAAUAAAAAUAAAAAUACUGUCUUGCUUUUUGAGAGGAUGGUCCUGUACGGGGAAAUCAGAGAAUCUCCCAUCCUCCAUCCCAAGGAUCCUUUUUAUAUAAGCACUUAAUACAGCAAAAAGGCUAUGUUGAAUAUGCAUUUAUAUAGAUGGAACUAUUAUUUAGCAUUGUAGCCUGAAAACCAAAAACAGGUUCUUGAAGCUGAGUAGAUGGUUAAUCAGUGUUGGGGGCGGGGGUGAGUGAGUGUUGGUGUGUUGAGAAAGUAAAGCCUGAUCAUGUGGAGUUUAUAUCUUCGUCCCCUCAGGAUGUGCAAUCACCUCAAGGACGCUGAUGCAGGCUUCCAGGUUGUGAGUGACGAGUUUGGCCUCGUUGUUUUGUGGGUGUGUGCAUAGCGAGUUCUUCCUAUUAUAUGCAAGUUCCUCGUAUAUUUCUAAAUCCCCCCCCCUCCCCCUCCACCUUGUUGUUUCAUGUUCAGGUGCCUGUGUAAAAAAUAAUAAUAUACUUUUACAGCAAUUUUGAUUGUUUAAAAUCUGCUUCCAGCAUAUAUCCGUGCCAUUUCUUUUUUUUUUUUUUUUUUGUAACAUUUGCAAAUGCUGUUUUUAAGUUUUCUUCCAGCUAAUCCUAUAACUUCUUCUUUUGAGCGACAUGGACGCAGCUGAAAGCAAUGAGAAUUUUUUUUUUGUGUUUUGUAGGUUUUGAAAUUGUCAUGGCUUGUGUUCAGAAUUGUGUGACCUAAAGCCAAAAUCAGUUCGAAUGGGACGGAUGACAACUGCUUGCUGCCGUAUACUCAUGCCAGUCCAUCGUCGAGUUAAUGUCUGAAGUAGCACAUAAUUCAUUUGAACUGAUUUAACAAAUUAAUGUUUUAACAUGUGUUUUAAAAAAAGGUUUUAUUUUUGAGUUAGAAUCUAAUUUAUCCAUAGAUGCACAAGUAGGAUGAGACUAAAAGGAAUAAAUGAUACAGAAAAUCAAAA